Messenger RNA from Pogoniulus pusillus (Red-fronted tinkerbird), 10412 nucleotides. It is a transcript of the gene SFMBT2, whose product is annotated as Scm like with four mbt domains 2. The transcript is spliced from 21 exons. Gene Ontology annotation, biological process: negative regulation of DNA-templated transcription. Gene Ontology annotation, molecular function: histone binding; chromatin binding; transcription corepressor activity. Gene Ontology annotation, cellular component: nucleus. NCBI's taxonomy places the organism in Eukaryota, Metazoa, Chordata, Aves, Piciformes, Lybiidae. Bases 194 to 2875 code for a protein of 893 amino acids. The record is from RefSeq and is a predicted model, not a curated record.
UGCCAGUAUAAAACGCUCGAUGGCAUUUUCUCGCAUUUAAAGCUCGGAAGGUGAAAGCGCGCUACCGCUGCGCCGCUGCCCCUCACCGCGGAGCACGGCGGAUCCACGGCAUCAGUUUCCCGAGUGAAUCCUUGGCUCCAGACAUUCUCUGCUGAAGGAUGAAUUAGAAGGGCAAGGCCUCUCCCUCUGAACCAUGGAGACAAGGGCGUCUUUCAUCACCACCAUGCAAGAGACCCAGCAUCUCUCCCCAGAGGAGGGUCAAAGCCCAGCUAAUGGCAACAUGGAGCAGUUUGAUUCAGAUGAGGGCUCCAGUAUUGAGGAUGCAGACUUCAACUGGGAUGAAUUCCUGGAGGAAACAGGAGCAAGUGCUGCUCCCCACACCUCCUUCAAACAUGUUGAAAUCAGCCUUCAAAGCAGCUUCCAGCCAGGGAUGAAGUUAGAAGUGGCCAACAAGAACAAUCCAGACACAUACUGGGUGGCUACGAUCAUUACAACGUGUGGACAGCUCUUACUGCUUCGUUACUGUGGCUAUGGAGAUGACCGCAGGGCAGAUUUCUGGUGUGAUGUGAUGACAGCAGAUCUUCACCCAGUUGGCUGGUGUACACAGAAUAACAAGGUCCUGAUGCCUCCAGAUGCAAUCAAGGAGAAAUACAUGGACUGGACAGAGUUCCUCAUACACGAUUUGACCGGCGCCCGAACUGCACCUGCAAAUUUACUGGAAGGUCCUCUGCGAGGAAAAAACCCUGUAGACCUCAUUACAGUUGAUUCCUUAAUAGAGCUGCAGGAUUCCCAGAACCCCUUUCAGUACUGGAUAGUUAGUGUGGUUGAAAAUGUUGGAGGAAGAUUACGCCUUCGCUAUGUGGGAUUGGAGGAGACUGAAUCCUAUGACCAGUGGUUGUUUUACUUGGAUUGCAGACUUCGACCAGUCGGUUGGUGUCAAGAGAAUAAAUACAGAAUGGAUCCACCUGCAGAUAUCUAUUCUCUGAAGACUAUAUCUGAGUGGAAAUGCGCUCUGGAAAAAUCCCUAAAUGAUGCAGCAAAUUUUCCUCUUCCAAUGGAAGUGUUCAAGGACCAUGCUGAUUUAAGAAACCACUUCUUUGCUGUGGGGAUGAAGCUGGAGGCGGUGAAUAUGAGGGAGCCAUUUCAUAUUUGUCCUGCAUCAGUGACCAAGGUUUUUAACAAUCAUUUUUUACAAGUGACCAUUGAUGACCUGAGACCUGAACCCAGCAAAAUCUCAAUGCUUUGCCAUGCAGAUUCCUUAGGGAUCUUGCCAAUACAGUGGUGCCUUAAAAACGGAGUCAAUCUCACACCUCCCAAGGGUUACUCUGGUCAGGACUUUGACUGGGCAGACUACCAGAAGCAGUGUGGAGCGGAGGCAGCACCUCACAUGUGCUUUAGAAACACAUCCUUCAGCCGUGGCUUUACUAAGAACAUGAAGUUGGAGGCAGUGAACCCUAGGAACCCUGCAGAGAUAUGUGUUGCUUCUAUCACCUCGGUUAAAGGACGAUUAAUGUGGCUUCACCUUGAAGGUUUACAGAUGCCUUCUCCAGAGUAUAUAGUUGAUGUAGAGUCGAUGGACAUUUUCCCUGUUGGCUGGUGUGAAGCAAAUGCUUAUAACCUAACUCCACCACGCAAAGAUGUUUUGCGACGGAAGAGAAGGAUUGCAGUAGUGCAACCAGAAAAGCAGUUACCAUCCACAGUGCCUGUUGAGAAAAUACCUCAUGACCUCUGCCCAGUUCCUCAGCCAGACACAACAGGCACCAUCAAUGGGAGAUACUGCUGCCCCCAGCUCUACAUCAACCACCGCUGCUUCUCAGGUCCAUAUUUAAACAAAGGCAGAAUAGCAGAGCUACCUCAGUCUGUCGGGCCUGGCAAGUGCGUGCUGGUCCUCAAAGAGGUUCUCAGCAUGGUGAUCAAUGCAGCUUACAAGCCAGGGAGUGUUUUACGAGAACUGCAGCUAGUGGAAGACCCUCAGUGGAAUUUCCAAGAGGAAACACUUAAAGCGAAAUACAGAGGGAAGACAUACAGGGCAACCGUUAAGAUUGUGCGGACAUCAGAUCAGGUAGCAGAUUUCUGCAGAAGAGUCUGUGCAAAGUUGGAGUGCUGCCCCAACUUGUUCAGUCCUGUGCUGGUGGCUGAGGUCUGCCCAGAGAACUGCUCCAUUCACACUAAAACCAAGUACACUUAUUAUUAUGGGAAGAGGAAAAAAAUCAUUAAGCCACCAAUUGGGGAAAAUAACAACAUGAAAAGUGGACAUGUCAAGCCAGCCAGACGCAGAAAAAGGCGGAAAUCAAUCUUUGUGCAGAAGAAAAGGAGGUCAUCAGCUGUCGACUUGAAUGCUGCAGGCUCUGCAGAGGAGAGUGAAGACGAUGAGCCGGAUGCGAUGGAGGAUGAGACAGGAAGCGAAGAAACCAGCUCAGAGCUCCGGGAUGACCAGACAGAUACUUCUUCUGCCGAGGUCCCCUCCACCAGGCCUCGGAGGGCAGUCACUUUGAGGAGCAGCACUGAGUCUGACAGACCUCCUCCCGCAGAGAGAGCCCGACGGAGCCGGAGACCACAGCCCCACUCCUACAGUGAGGUGGAGAAGUGUGUGCAAGUCAAGGAAGAAAUUAAGCAAGAAGAGGAAGAGAAGCUCAUUCUGGACAGUAAUCCCCUGGAGUGGACCGUGACUGAUGUUGUGAGGUUUAUUAAACUGACUGACUGUGCACCCCUUGCCAAAAUAUUUCAGGAGCAGGACAUUGAUGGCCAAGCCCUUCUACUGCUGACACUGCCUACAGUGCAAGAGUGCAUGGAGCUGAAGCUUGGUCCAGCUAUCAAACUGUGUCACCAGAUUGAGAGAGUAAAAGUUGCUUUCUAUGCACAAUAUGCCAACUGACUGCACUUCUCCAUUUCUUUCUGUCCUCCUCCUUGCUUCCUCUUUUUUCUAACAGUUCGACUUAAAGGGUUUUGUUUCCUCUAUCUGCUUUCCUUUCCAAGGACACAUGAAAUUGGAAGCACUGGGAAUUCAUCUGUAGGGAAGAAAACAAAAACCCAAACACCAAAAAAAACCCAAAGCAAAAUGAAAAACAAACCCAUGAGAGACAACUAGCAACAAGUGGAACUAAUUGUUCUAUACUCAUGAAGCACACCAAAAGACUGCCAGCAUCUCUCGUCGUGAGCUUCUCCAACCUGUUGUACAGUGGUGCAAGGCCAGCAUGAAUCAGAUGGUUUCUUGUUCAUUUAAACAGAGCUACUGAUGGCAGGCACAUUGCCAAGGAGAAAAUUCAGACAUUUGCAGGUGAUGAUGUUGAGGUAUUGGAACAUGUCCAGAGAAGGGCAAUGAAGCUGGUGAGAGGCCUGGAGCACAGCCCUGUAAGGAGAGGCUGAGGGAGCUGGGGAUGUGCAGCCUGGAGAAGAGGAGGCUCAGGGGGGACCUCAUUGCUGUCCACAACUACCUGAAGGGUGGGGUUGAUCUCUUCUGCCAGGCAACCAGCAACAGAACAAGGGGACACAGUCUCAAGUUGUGCUUGGGGGAGGUCUAGGCUGGAUGUUAGGAGGAAGUUGUUGGCAGAGAGAGUGAUUGGCAUUGGAAUGGGCUGCCCAGGGAGGUGGUGGAGUUGCUACCCCUGGAAGUGUUGAAGCAAAGCCUGGCUGAGGCACUUAGUGUCAUGGUCUGGUUGAUUGUCUAGGGCUGGGUGCUAGGUUGGCCUGGUCCACCUUGGGGGUCUCUUCCAACCUGGUUGAUUCUAUGAUGGCUUGUCUAGGCCAGUUUCUGAACAUGAACAUUUCUUUAAACCUACUCUGUCCCACUUCUUCAUAUUGAAAUGGAAGUCAUCAUCAUUUCUAGUGUUACCUGGGGUUCACUGCAAAGUCUGAUCUUAGUGUUCACCAGGGCUUUUUAAUCCCUUCUCUCCAGUCUUACAAAAGGCGAAAGUGUCAGAUGAGUCAUGUGCUGUUCAUUACACCCAAGUGAUUUAUGAAGGAAAACUCAACUCAUGGUUUCUAUAUAGCAUCAGACAAAGCUACAGUGAACUGAUGGGAGUGGGCCCCUCAAUUUAAGAAAGAUGUUGAGGUGCUUGAACAUGUCCAGAGAAAGGCAACAAGGCUGGUGAGGGGUCUGGAACACAGCCCUGUGAGGAGAGGCUAAGGGAGCUGGGGGUGUGCAGCCUGCAGAAGAGGAGGCUCAGGGCUGACCUCAUUGCUGUCUACAACUGCCUGAAAGGAGGUUGUAGCCAGGCAAGGGUCAGUCUCUUCUCCCAGGCACCCAGUGACAGAGCAAAGGGACACAGUCUCAAACUGCAUCAGGGCAGGUGUAGGCUGGCUAUUAGGAAGAAGUUCUUUGCUGAAAGGGUGAUUGCCCAUUGGAAUGAGCUGCUUGGGGAGGUGGCGGAGUCACCCCCCUGGAAGUGUUUAAUAGGAGGCUGGAUGAGGCACUUAGUCCCAUGGUUUAGUUAAUUAGAAGGGCUAGGUGAUAGGUUGGACUUGAUGAUCCCAGAGGUCUUUUCCAACCUGAUUAAUUCUGUGAUUCUGUGAGUGCAACAAGACCUCGUGCUCAGUAACACAUCACAAGCACAGUGAGGUGCAUGGCUCUCUGGUGGGAUCUGUACAGUACUUCAUUUUUGUGCAGGAACAUGCAUGAAAACUACUAGAGUCAAGCCCAUCCUCCUAAAUCCAAGCCACUUGAAAGACCUGACUUUGAGUCCUACAGAGUGGAAAAAUACCAGACUCAUUCAGUUUUAAUAAUGAGGCUGAAUGCUGUUUCCAUUUGCAUCUCCAUGAAUAUAUUGCUGAGUGGGAAUGUAAAGCAUCAGUCUUUUCAGGCUGUGUGAGCCAUGAUGCUUUAGACUAGAUGAUCCAGCCCAACACAGUCUAUAUCUAGUCAGCAGAUAGUCCCAGUGGUGCUGUGACUAUUGAAACUAGGGACUUGCUUCGUGCCAAGCACGGUAAGCACCAGAGAGGAUGGAGAAAUGGGUUGGACACUUUGGGUUUGCCUCAGUUGUGGUUUUAAGGUAAUUAUUUCCCAUUAUUUCCCACCAGCCUCAUGUGCUGAGCCUGGAUUUGCUGUAACUUGGAAGCUGGUGGCAUAACAGUGAUACAAAAUUCUUCCAAAAAGGAGAAUCAAAUUGGGGCCAAGUCUGAAUUUUGCUCUGACUUUAAGGUGCAAGUGAAUCUCUCUCUCUUUCAAAACAUGAAUUGGGUGGGUCAUGCAGAGUUUUAGCCUGAUUUCAUAGGAAGCCACAGGCUUCUGUUCCCAAACCAUCAACAGACUCUUGUUUCCUGGCCUUGGGAACUUACCUUGGAAGUGGUACAGCUCUGUUACAGCAGUCUGAUGCUGAAGCCCAUUCAAUGAAGACUUUCUCAAAGAGAAAUUACAUUUUUAGCCCUAAAUCUGAAGUCAAUGCUUGUGACUAGGUAACUCCCAUCUCAAGCACAUACUGUAUGGUGACAGCAAACUUGGAUCAGGUGAUCCUGUUGACCACCUUGUUCUCUGAAGAACCUACCAACUGACACCAGGCUAUAGCUGCUGCUUCCCCUUCAUCAAUUUCAUCCUUAAGUCCAUCAGGUUAAAGGGGGAAAGCCUCAGAGAUAAAUAUUCUGGACUACAUCUGAAUCUUCCCUAGAACAUGCUUUGGGCAGCAAGUAUUGACUUAAUCACUGGGCAAUUUCUAGUCUCUCUUCCACUGAGUUCCCUGCUCUGCCACUGAGGAAUGUGGCAGGCUUGGCCAUAUCCUGUCAACUCCUGGCACUUCAUAAAAAAAUUGCUGACAUGGAAGAGCAGCAGGACUGGAUCUGUUCUGAGCUGUUGUCUUGUGCUGAAGGUUGUCUCAUCUGAGCUUUAAUCAUCUGAAGUGAAAAGCAUCAAAUGAUUUUCUUUUGAUUUUCAGAAGUGCAGGAACAGGGUCUUGCAGCAGUGCAGACAUUAAAAAAACUUGAGGUUUAGACUGGAUUUCCUACUACCAGUAGCAGUGGACCAUGUCUGUGCAACUGAUUUGAUAACUCCUUUGGAGCCCUCUUAGAGCCCUCUGAAGAUGUGUCUUCGUGUUUCACCUCUGAAGACAAAAGAAUCGUGCCCAGCGAAAUGAGAGCACAGCUGGGAAGAACAAGGAGGGUGCCUCUCCCAGCUCCUUCAUGUUUCAGCUCAGUCCCUCCAAUGGCUUGUACAAUGUCUGCCAGCAGGGACAUAGCUCCCAAGAGACUGCUGUCAGGAGAGAUGGCAUAUGAGGACAUUUCAAGGAAGGAAAGCAGGAAGGCACAGAUCAUUUACUUACCACAUCCGUCUUCUUCUGAGCAUCAGUUGUUGCUCUGACAUUCUCAAGAGUUUCUGGCCACUGGCCUUUGUCAGAGAUGUUUAACACUUCCUGGGACAUGUUGCAUAAACCUCAUUGUUUUCUCCAUCAACCUUGUAACUGUAGAUAUUCCUAUGGCAGCUAACUACUCAAGGAGGUACAGUUGGGGAGUAGACUCUGAAAGCAACCAGCUGUGAUGUUGGCCAACCAGGGGGUGGGUGAAGCAUUGAGUGAAGCUCAAUGGGAGUCUUUACUUGUUGUUCAGGGAAGUUAAAUCAUAUUUAAAACUUAACAAUUAAACAAACAAACAAACAAAAAGAGUUUUAAUUUUAUCAUGUGCCAGCUUUUUAUUUCCUCAGGUUUCUCUCUCCUUGUCAUUUCUCUUUCAGUUUAUCGUUCUUCAGUGCUGUCUCACCACUCUCUGACUUUUUGGAGGAGAUGAUAACCUGAAGUAUUUUUUUAUUUACCUUAGGUGGUAAAAUGCUUUAUUAUUUUGUUUAGUCUGCAGGUUGGGAAGAAACAGGGGAUUGGGCUGCUGUUGUCUGUUGCACUGAUUGCCUUCCAGAAAAGCUGGAGCUGAACUUCUUAGACAAUUUCUUAAGCGAAUGGAAAAUGGACAAUGUGUAGAUUAACUGGACAGUAUGCUCAGGGUGUCACAGCAUGAGCAGCAAUCAGAAGCAACUCCUUAACUCUUGCCUCGACUUCAUUUCAAUUCUGGAAUGUUAACAAGGCUAAAAUGCAUUUCAAAGGAGAUGUUGGAAACCCAAUCUUGCUAGGGUAGAAUGUCACUGCACUUGGCAGUGUAGAAGUAUAAGCCUGUGGAAGGUUUGAUUCUUUUUUCCAACCUCAGUUCCAAGUUAAAUUCAGAGCUGAUCCAACUUGACAGAUACAUCAAUGACACUGGUGAAGACACAUCUUCUUCCCACCCUGUUCUGAACUUGGCAGCCAGGCCUGAAGUUUAUUUUCUUGUCAGCUACAAAACGCUGCCAUGGUGAAGUGCUGAAUUCAUGAUUGUCCACGACCAUUACCAAGGGCUGAGGAGCAACCCUGCUCUUGCUGUUGGAUGCUGAACUUCAGUCCAUUUACACAGGCCACUUUGCUCCCACAAGAAGGGUGUGCAGGCACAUGUUAUUGGUCACUUUUCAGACAUGGGACCAAGAACGAGUAUUUCUGGAGCGAAAGUACUGGAUUAAAAAGCAUGUGGGACUUCCUUAUCUUCAUAUGAAUUGAAUUCUUUUGAGCUUCCUCUCAGUCAGAUCUUUGCUCACCUCCCAGCCUUCAGUAAAGUCAGAAAUCAGGACAAAUGGUUACACAGCAUGUCAUCAGUGAAGCAUCUCUCAGACGCAUGUCCUAGCUGAGACGGUCUGGCCCACAGUGUCAGUGGUAUUUCAGUGCCUCCCUGGAUUUAGCAAGUUUCUCAGACACCUAAACCCCAUCAAAUAUUUCACUUUGAGUAAACAACUAAUUUGCCUUAAACUGGAAAGUCACCAUUCGUUGUCUUUAACCUUCAACCUUUUGCAACUCCUCAGCCGUGCAGUGUGGAGGAAAACACCAUCUCAUCUCUCCAAACACAGCCCAGACACUGUUGGACUGCCACAAUUGACAUUUGAUCACCUGAAAAGCCUACCUUAGCCUUUGCAGGACACAAAAUUGGAUUUGGCAGAGCUGCAGUGCCACCUCAAUGUUUUAGAACCUCAGUACCAUCAAGGGCACUUAGAAUGCUUAUCGCUGUUCUGGUGCAACAUGUCUGGAAAACGAUGAACUCAGACUGCUCCUCUCCCUUCCACAUUCAAGUGCUGAAAGAGAAGAACAUGCUGCAACUAAGCAGCCUUAAAACCAGCUUUAUUACAGGUGGAUAAAUACAGUCUCAAGGGCUCCAUUUUGGUGCUAUGUCAUGCUGUAUUUUCCAUUGCUUGGGAUUACAAAACUGAUUCUCUGCUCCAGGAGAUGUUUUGUGCAAUCAGCGAUGUCUUAAGCAUUAGGAUUUGGGUUUUUUUUUUCUUGUGGCUGUAGACUUUUGAAGUCAAGAGACACUCAACAAAUACUCUCCCCCCAAAUCAUGUGAGUUUUGGAGCAGUUUUAUACAGUGUAUUUAUGUGAAAACUCUUUCCAAACGUGAGUGCAUGUGUGUUUUCUCCUCAGUAAUACUCCUCAUCCCAUCAGCUGAUCCAGAACUAAGAGAAUCUGUUAGUCAGGGUUUGAUCCAGAGUUAACCAAGGUUAGUGGAAAGGCCUUCACGGUUGUGUGGGUUGUGGGACCAGGUCUUCACCAAAUUUUUUUCACUUAGAAAUCACAAAGUGUGCAGUAAAUCAACCUAAAAUUCAAACACCUAAAAUUCAAAGCCAUCUUAAAUCUGCCAGCUUUAACAGGUGGGGGAUCAUGCCCUGAGGUGCUCAUGAACUCAAGAAUAAAGGAACAGACAUGUGUAAUAUUCUCAUUUAUUUGUUGGUACAACACUCCAGCAAGAAGUGCAAAUGAUCUUAAGGGCUGCAUCUAGAAUAUGAGGCAGUCACCAGAGAUGAGAGUCCUGUAAAUGCCAGCUGUUCUGCAGAAGAAGAGUGGUCUGCCCUGGUUUGGUGCCAUGGAAUUCUCUUGCAGAAGAGGACAUCUGAACUGCACAAACCCAACAGCAAUACUGUUGCUGGACAGGUCAUGAAGCCUAAGCAGCCUAAUGCACCAGGUCAGUUUCUAUGUGGUUACCUACCCACAGGUAUUCCUGGUCCUGAUGACUGCCAAAGAUGGUGAAGAGAGGUGGGAGGGCUUCAGGGAAGGGGAAAUGUGUGGGUUGUAGGACUGAGAUAUAUUUGUGGAGAGGGACUUCUCGUGACAGGGAAGCACAGCUGUGGUCCAUGAGCAUCAUUCCUGAGAGUUUCUCUGAGUCUUUUGCAGAGCCAGUAUGCUUUGAGUCCCAACAGAGCCUUGGUGAGAAGAAGGAAAGGAGCUGUUAAUACACUCAGAGCUAUAAUGCUGAAUGGUUCAUAUCUUGUUUUCCUGGUGGAGAUACAGAAAAAUGCCUCAGAUUACUCUAGGCUCCUUGACUGGACAGUAGGGAAGGAUCAGUCUUUCUUCCUUGUGCCUAGCUCCUCUGUGUCUCCUGAGUUUGGGGCUGAAGAACCUCAUUUUGAACCUCUAAGACCUACAUAGGAAGUGUCAGGAGCUAAAGCAUGAGCUCUGCCCCAUAAAAAGAAGUUACAUUGCCAGGAGUUUAGGUGUGGGUCUACAAAACUCUCUUGCUCUGUGUUACAGUUUGACAAAAAAUAGUCACUCCACCUGCUUGUUGCUUGUCCAUUCUCACUAGAGAGAUGCUUAUAAAUACAUGCAGUAAAUUUCCCAAUCCCUCUUCUGACAAACCUGACCAGGAUGUGCUGACACACGUGGUUAUUCUGGCAGCCUACACCUUCAGGGACCUGCUUGCUAGAAAGCACUAACCCAGGGAAAGGUAUCAUAACACUUUGAUGUACACAGGCAGAGAUGUCAAGUACAGCCAGGCAUUUGCAUCUCAGUAUAUCUAGGGUAGGGUGUCCCUGCCCAUGGCAGGGAGGUUGGAACUAGAUGAUCCUUGUGGUCCCUUCCAACCCUGACUGAUUCUAUGAUUCGCUGCAGUAUGGUCCAACAGAGGUGACAGUCUCAAUGGCAGGCUUUGAAUGGAAUUGAGUCUUCUCAUGUACCAUGGUAGAACAAGAUAAAGCACUUAAACCCUCCUGUCUCUCCUGCAACAACAGGAAUUAUCUCCACAACCAGCCCAUUGGAAAACCUUUGACUUGUUUUGCAUUCCAGUUUGUACUGAAGAUUUGACUCUUAACUUUGUGUCUAAACCCUUUGGUGUGUCCCAAAUAUGUCUCUAUAUAUAUGUAUAUAUAUAUAUGUGUGUGUAUAUGUCUGUGUAUAUAUAUAUAUACAUAUCAAUCAAUCAAUGCUGGUGUUUUUACUUUUUCAAGGUCACAGGGCAAAGGGCAUGUUGUUAGUUUGCUGUAAGAUUUCUCUCCUGUAUAUAUGUUUUCAUGUAAAUAAGUGAAAAAUCUAUAUUCAGAGUUAUAUUUUAAUUUUUAUUCCAAAAGGAAAGAAAUCCCCUUUUUACUUGAAACAAUUGUAAGCCACAUUGUUAAUAAAGGAACACUAAAUCCUCUCUGGCAUCUAUCUCCAGGA